Coregonus sp. 'balchen' is the source of this 8877-nucleotide messenger RNA. The record is from the annotation of a GenBank genome assembly. NCBI's taxonomy places the organism in Eukaryota, Metazoa, Chordata, Actinopteri, Salmoniformes, Salmonidae.
UACUUCAACACUGACACGUUUCCUGUACAGCCACAGUCUCUCUCCAACACCUCCAACAUGGGCAGCCAAAGAAAAGACAGCUUCCUCUGGGGAAAAGGUAAGGUUUUUACGUUUUACAGUCCAUUUUGCAAUUUAACAUCCCUAAUUAGGCUAUAGUAGCUGGGGAUUAACACAAUGAACAACACAUUAGUGUCUUUCUGUAAGAUGAUGAAGUUUUGAAGUGUCAGUAGACAAUGGGGGGUUGAGCUGUUGCUGUGAAUAUCUUACUUGAGAAAGGAAAUUGAAACACACUAAUAAGAAAGUGUAAUGAUAUAGUACCUGUCUUCACAAUAGAUACCCACUACAGUCUACAGUAAAUAUUGUGCUUUCAGUCUCUUUACCAUGACCUACAUACACUGUGUUAUAAAGUCAGCAGUGUUCAAUGGAUACAAGUGGUUUGUUUUGAUCACUUUUACCACGGUGAUGAAUGUUAUUCAGUUUAUUAUAGCACCACCUGACUUUAUAGAGGCAUAUUGUUGUCAUAUAGCCUUCAUAUACCUCAAGUUCUCAUUACUGACUAUCAAGUAACGUCCAGAGGUGUUGCUCUCGGUAUAGUGUUCACAAAUCUAAUUGUCAUGGUAGAUGGAGUUUGGCAAUGUUGUAUUAUCUAGUUAAUGUUGUAUUGUCUAGUUAUAAUGUUGUACUGUCUAGUUUUAAUGUUGUACUGUCUAGUUUUAAUGUUGUAUUGUCUAGUUAUAAUGUUGUACUGUCUAGUUUUAAUGUUGUAUUGUCUAGUUAUAAUGUUGUAUUGUCUUGUUUUAAUGUUGUAUUGUCUAGUUAUAAUAUUGUAUUGUGUAGUUAUAAUGUUGUAUUGUCUUGUUAUAAUGUUGUAUUGUCUAGUUAUAACCUGAAAAGGGAGUAAUGAAUAUGUAUUUUAGGUGUGUCUAUAACCCUCAUCUAAAAACGGUGAGAAGCUGUUAUGAGGACAAGACUAGAGCAGAUCAGCUACUAAUGGACAUUACUGGUGUUCAUUCUGUAGAAGAGAAGUUCAGCAGUUAUAUUUAGCUAGUGCUGAGAAGUGCAGUAGGUUGAGUUAUGCUAGGGUUGGUGUGAGGGUGGUUGUCAAGGCAAAUUUCUGACACCUUUGAUAUUUUCAGUGUAUACAGGAAGAUGUCUCAAUUAGUGGUUUUGUCGGACUGCUUCGUUUAUGCAUUUGAUGUUAAUGAUGUUUUCAUCUGUGUGUUUAUGUUUGUGUGUACAAUCUAUUCUACAGCUUCCACAAUGCUUAGCUCAGUGGAGAGGCAGGAGAUAGACACCAUGAAGUUACACAAGAGUGACCUAUUAGAUGACAUUCAGGUACAGUAAAUCAUGCUCUCAACCAUUGCUCUUUAUGUACAGUCAAAAUGCUUUAUAAAACUGCAUUUUGCCAGAAUAAAACUAACUGUAUUGUGACAUUACCUACAACAUAUAUUACAUUCACAAAGCCUCCCUCAAAAGUUAUGACAUCUCAGAAAGGUCCAGUUUUAUGAAUAGACUGACCCUGCACCUCUGUACUGUAUGGACCAAGGGAUUGAGUCACCUAUGGUUAAAAUAGCACAUAUUACCAUCUCAUCCAUUUGACAUCAUUUCCCCUUGUGUAGAAGCUGAGGUUGGAGAUUGACAGCGUCAUGACGGAAAUCCACAACAUUGAGGCGGACGAGGAGAAGUAAGUUAGAGCUUGCACAAUGGCUCAUUCAGAUAGGUUACCAUUGACCAGUAGGCCUCUUCCUCUGUGGGAGAGUAAGCUACAGUAACACUUUGCAGUGUGUGGUAGCUUCUUUUGAAUCUAUCACAGCCCAAACACCAGAUCAACAAUACUUCCUGACAUCCAUCUUGACAAAGAGGCCCCUCCCACAUCUCUGAUGUCCUAUCCCUCCCUAACUCAAACUAAGAAAGGUAUGGAGGCAUAGCCGCGGGAAGUAGUGGAGCAGAGGGUGCUGCACCCCAUGAAACCCCCCCCCCCCCCCCCCCCCACUGUGGUCACCUCCUCAUCCUCAUAAGUGGCAUCUGGGGGCGUUGUCCUACAGAACAAGAACAGAUUCUGCCCCCCCAUCUGUAAGGCCCCUCUGUAUAUGUGUGUUUCCUGUUUCUUCACUAGCAGCUACAGGAAUGUGGUAAACCUCUUAAAUGUCAGCAGCAUGAAAUACUGUGACAUGUUCCUGGCAGGACAACCCCAGCUGCCUUCACUCUCACUGUGUGUCAUCUCUGAUACAGUGGACACAUACUGUAGCUAGUAUAACACUUAUGGGUAAAAGUGUUGUCAUUAACCUUUUUCAAUCUUUCUUCUGUUUUGUCUUUGUCUCUCUUCAGCAAAAAUGUUGUGAGAAACAAGAGGUUCUUAUGUGGGAAAAAGAAAUUCAACAUGGACCCUAAAAAGGUGAGCUCAUGUCACGCACUGUAAUUAGGGCCCUUAGUUCUUCCUGGUUCUCUGGUUAGGACAAAGUCAGGUCCCUACACAUAACAUCAACUGUAUAUAACAUUACUCAAUAUGGAAUACACUAAACACAAAUACAUACUGAUCAGAUAUGUCCCGAAAUGUGAAGUGCUUCAAUUCUAGAAUGGAAGUAGUAGAGAUGUGUAUAGUUAUCACCUCUACUGACGGAGGCUUGCCACAGCUAGAAGGUCAAAUAGUUAACUGCAAGAUGACAGAGCAAAUAAUCUGACACAAUAAAUGAACGAAUGUUGAGCGAGUGAUGUGACUUAUGUGCAGAAGUGCAAGCUGUGCGGGGGCAGCGAGAGGGGGAGAGAAAGAGAGAGAGAACCACAUCCUGUUCCGUGAAGAGGAGCGGAGGCGCACACUCCUGCUCAAACCACAAACACUCCUCCUUUCCUCUCAUCUGAAGAGAGGUCAAACCCAUAAUAUAAAGUCCCCCUGGCCUGUAUGACCACCCUGGAGAAAAGCCUGUGUUUGGGUUUGUGCAGAGGCAAGAGAUCCAGUCAAGGGUUUCUUUAGCUGGAAGCUCUGCAUUGUUUAGAUAUAAUAAUAUAUAUUGCUUCCAGUGGCUCUCUCUGAAUGUCAGACAAUGCAUACAGAAUGUUCAUAUGUGCAUGACCACUACUGCACAUUACAGUGCUUUGGACCUCAUUAUGAUUUCUGCUCUUUUUUAUUUUAAGUAUACGUCAAUGCAUUCAUAUCUUCCAAAUUCAUACAUGUGUUCAUUGACUUGUCAUGGCCUCUUCCUCCAGGGUAUUCAGUACCUGGUUGACAAUGACCUGUUGGAGUGGACAGCAGAGGCAGUGGCUGAGUUCCUAUACAAAGAGGAAGGACUGAACAAGACAGCCAUAGGGAACUUCCUGGGAGAGAGGUACACAAUGCUUCUUAACAUGACCAAGAUAAUGAUGGCUUUGUUGAUGGGGAUAAUGAUGACUAUCAUAACCAGUCAUUAUCUCAAUCAUCUCCAUCUCACUGAUUUGCCUCUUGUUUGUGUUCAUGCAGGGAGGAAAUGCACCUUCAAACUCUGAAAGCCUUUGUAGAACUUCAUGAGUUCUCCGACCUGAAUCUGGUGCAGGCACUGAGGUUAGUUCUGCACUACACUGGUACAGCUUUUACACUCAUACAUCAACAUAUUCUCAUUAUUAGCCUUUGAAAGAUAUUCAUUUCCAGAGUAAAUCCUGUCUGAUCCCUGUCUGUUCCCUGGCUCAUCCCUGUAGGCAGUUCCUGUGGAGUUUCCGUCUCCCUGGAGAAGCCCAGAAGAUUGAUAGGAUGAUGGAGGCAUUCGCUACACGCUACUGUGACUGUAAUGCAGGGGUCUUCCAGUCAACAGGUACUGUACAGUACUGUACUGCACAGGCACCAGCCUCCUCUACCAUGCUGCUGACUCCCAACACUGACAGAUCAGCAAGACAGAUGGGGAGGGGGUUGAGGAGUACAUUUUGAGGCAUAUUCAAAUCAUUUCUCAAAAGUGAGGCUGAUUAAGGAUGCAAAUAAAUAUCAUUGACCCAACAGUAAUAAAAUGUGUGGGUGUUUCAAACAGACACCUGCUACAUCCUGUCCUUUGCCGUCAUCAUGCUGAAUACCAGUCUCCAUAACCCCAACGUGAAGGACAAGCCCACUCUGGAGCACUUCUUCAGUAUGAACAGAGGCAUCAACAAUGGGGGUGACCUGCCCAAUGACCUGCUCAUGGUGAGGCCUCAGGGGUCAGAGGUCAGGAGUUAACUCCACUCUCAGAAUGUGACUCGUAUUUGGUUGUUAUUGUCUGUAGCUGUAGUUAACUCUCAUAUACUACCUCAUUAAAUCCAGAAACUCUAUGAGAGCAUUCGGAACGAGCCAUUCAAAAUCCCAGAGGAUGAUGGGAACGACCUCACACACACCUUCUUCAACCCGGACAGAGAGGGUUGGCUGCUCAAAAUGGGUGAGAUGAUUAGCAAUAUCACUAGCUGAGAGAAUUGUCUUAUCAUUGUGCCAUUACCAAGCAUUAAAAAUAAGCUUACCACUGUAAGGUUCUGUAUUUAUUUUCUUAGUUCACAUUGUGUUCUUGAACGUAGCCCUGUUUCUUUGUGUUCUUGAACGCAGCCCUGUUUCUUUGUGUUCUUGAACGUAGCCCUGUCUUUCAUUUUUGUUCCUUGAUUUCACCUGUGUUAGUUACUCACCUGGUCUCAUCAGCUCCUUAUUUAGUUCAGUUCUUUCUGUUUGUGCUUUGUGAGGUAUUGUUCGUUUUGACUCUACUAAGCCUUUUCCUAGCUUGUUUGUGAGAACCAGUUUUAGCCUUCAGUCCUAGUUUUGUUUCACCUGCCUGUUUGCCUACCUGUGUAUGACCAUUGCCUGCCUGUGACCACGAUUCCUGCCUUCUGCGAAGGCGUGAUAAACACCUGCCGCGCUCUGCGUAAUAAACACCUGCCGGGCUCUGCGCGUGAAUCUACACCUUUCUCCCUGAGUAUUCAUUACAGAAUACCUCACCAAAAACGGAAUGGAUUCAGCGGAGCUACAGUGGCGCCUAACCUGGCAAGAGGAGCGUAUGGAGGUAAUCGGCCAUCUUCUCUGCCAGCCUAUCUCUACUCCUCCGAUGCCAGCUAUCGUAACCCAUAGCCCUCCUUCAUUCAUAUCCAUGCCUGGAAAAUAUGACGGUUCACCUGGGAAAUGUCAGGGAUUUCUGAUGCAAUGCAGCAAAUACAUUGAGCACAACCCCACUAACUUCGCCACCGACAAGAGCAGGAUGGAUUUUGUUGUGUCUCUACUCACAGUCAAAGCCCUGGAUUGGGCCACCGCCAUAUGGACUGCCAACAGCACAGAACUCGGAUCCGAGACCCAUUUCCACACCCUCUUCAAAGAGGUAUUCGAUCACUCUAUUUCCGGUCGUCCUAUAGGGGACCUCCUCAUAGACCUUCAACAAGGACGCAAUUCAGCUGCCGUGUGUGCCCUCGAGUUCCGCACCAUGUCUGCAGGGAGUGGAUGGAGUGAGGCUGCUUUACUUACCGUCUACCUUCAGGAUUUAAAUCAAUAUAUUCGUAUGUCCAGCUCCAUCGACCACCUCAUCACCGACCACCGAAGAACUCUGCCACCCAGGAACCCGAAACCUUCUCUUUCCAUGAUCCCGUCUGAGUCUUCCAGAGCCCAUGCAGUUGGGUCAUGCUCCUCUCCCAUGUAUCGAACGUCAAAGGCGGAUCCAAGAAGGGCUCUGCCUAUACUGUGGAGGGAAAGAUCAUCUACUCAGCCAUUGCCCUGUUCGCCCCCCCAUGGAGAGAUGAGAAGGGUCCCUCCGCUGCCAUGCAGGUAGGCGGGUCCGUAUUUCUAAAUAUCUCCCAGAAGCAAUUCUCCAUCCCAGUAUUAAUAACCGUGAAGGGGGUUACGAAGUACGUAGAGGGCUUGCUAGAUUCGGGAGCAGCAGGUAGUUUUAUUGAUCACCAGCUAGUACAAGAGCUUGACAUUGAUCUUACACCUGUCACCCCUCCUUAAAGGAUUAACACCCAGACGGGCAGCCAUUGGGCACGGGCUUCAUUACUCACCUGACACCGAGCGUUACCCUCCAGAUUGGAGUCUUCCACACCGAAACCAUUAAACUCAUGGAACUCUCAUCCCCCAAACAGCCACUCAUCCUCGGACACCCCUGGCUUUGUUGUCACAACCCUGCCAUCUCGUGGCGACAAGGUGAACUACUGUCCUGGUCUUCUACCUGCUUCACCAGUUGUCUCAGCCUACCCUGCAGAGCCACCACCAUUGAGGACUCUGCCUCUGCAGUGCCACCCACCAUACCAUCUGAAUACGCCCAGUACAGCAAUGUCUUCAGCAAAAUCAAGGCCUCCACUCCGCCACCACAUUGCCCAGAGGACUGUGCUAUUGACUUACUCCCUGGAGUGUCCCCACCGAAGGGCCGUGUUUACCCCCUACCUAUCCCGGAAAAUGAGGCAAUGGAGAACUACAUGGACGAAUUAAACCGUUUGAGUAAUUCAUCAUUCUUCUCCGGCUGCGUCCAGCUUCUUCUUCGUUGGAAAAAAGUGCGGUGGUCUUCGUCCAUGUAUUGAUUACCGUUCCCUGAAUGACAUUACGGUCAAGAACUGUUUCCCUCUUCCUCUGAUCCUAGCGACCCUUGAACAAGUGGGCCACGCCAACAUCUAUUCAAAACUCCAAAAAACCCGGACCCUUCAAUGAACUGAUACUGCACUGACUGCUUUCAACACCUUGAAACGCCUCUUCGCCUCAGCUCCUGUUUUUCUCCCUGAGUAGUCAUUACAACCACACAAUGAUCUGAUUUCCUUUAUGGCGCGUGUUGGAUGUAGAAUUGUCUGAUUAAACUUUUCAUUUGUGUAAUGAAAUGUUAACUUUUCCUCUCUGCAGGAGGAAGGGUGAAAACAUGGAAGAGGCGGUGGUUUAUUUUGACAGACAGCUGUCUGUACUACUUUGUGUAUACCACAGUGAGUAUGCUAUACCCCCAACUUUGUCAUAGAGUUUUCCAGUAAUGGAAUUUAGGAUAAAAGAUGGUAGUAGUUACUGCUAAAUUAUAGUCCUUGACCAAACCAUCUCUCCUCCUCCCACAGGAUAAAGACCCCAUAGGGAUCAUUCCCCUUGAGAACCUCUGUGUAAGAGAGAUAGAAGACUCAAUCAAACAGGUACUGUGUAUUCCACUGACUGCAUAUUUCUUUCUGAGGUUUAUGGCAGUGCCACCUGUUCUAUGAUGUUUCAGUCUCAUAGCUACUCUCUUAGCUGUCACGGCACUGUAUGACUCAUAGUAUCAGUUCUGUAUGAGGAAGGAAGGGUUUAACUGGAAGAUUAGGAGUAAUUAGACCAAUACACUAUGGGAUCAUUUCUUUUUUGGAAAAAAGUAAUUUGGCUUGGGUGUGUGUUUUGUGAACAUUUGUAUGCAUGUGUGUGCUUCUUUGUGAGCAGAAUUGUCUUGAGAUCUACAACCCCAGAGGGCAGAAGAUCAAGGCGUGCAAGACAGAGAACGGAGGCAGGGUGGUGCAGGGGAAACACCAGUCCUACAGGAUGAGUGCCGCCACAGCAGAUGAGAGAGAUGACUGGAUAGGCUCCAUCAGGUCAGAUACCUCAACCCAGGCUUAACACAUACCUGUACUACACAUAUACACUUCACAAAUGACUUGGCUUGUAAUGCUGGCACCAGGCCACACCUGGCAAUCAAUGGGAUGAAGUGAACUUGAUGAUGAUUUGGACACUUGGCUUAUUUUUCUCUCUGUCUUUCCCUCAGAGCAAGUAUCACCAAGGACCCCUUCUACGACCUGGUGUCAUUGCGCAAGAGGAAAGUCAUCAACAACAACAAUGCUUCACAGGACUGAGUCAUCAGACAUGAUAUAAAGCAUAAUGGGAAAUGAGUCCGGUAAUGGUCUGUAGAGGUCUGUCUCCGUAACAGCCAGUUUGUUGAAAUGCUUGGAAAUGAUGGACUGGUCCAAGUAAAUUGACAUGGUACAGAUUACAAUGCUGUACAGUACAGCAUUAGUGCAAUACUGUAACUCAGACAUGUUACCCAAAAUGAAAAAAUAGAAUUGUGACCUGUAUGUGGUUUACAGCUGUCAAACCAGAAACUCCCCAUACCUCAUACUGUAGGUCAAAUGUAAUGGUUCAAAUUAGAGUCGCUCAGUCUGUUAAAUUACUAGUAAUUUAGAAAGUGAUUUCUGUCAUUAUUUCUUAGAAAUAAGAAGUUAGAAGCAUGUGGGAGCGAAUCAGUUGUACUGAAAAUGAGUUGCAAACCAAAAUAAGUGUGUAGCACUGUAAGAAUAAUGCAUCAUUCUAUAAGGACAGAUUUGAACAUAUCGUUGAUAAAAUGUUGUUUUAUAUAGUUAUAGUUGUUUCUGUACAGGAAGCAUAGAACAAAGGGAACAUCACGUAAACAUUACGGAAAUGCAGCACCUUUUCACCUUGCAUCAGGCUCAGCAAUUUCAGUUCUUAGAAAACCUCUGCACUACUAGCCAUUUCCUCUCACAAGGGUAUAGAAUUAGUGUUACGUGGACACAACUUCAACACUGAUUCAGUGUUGUGACGUUAUUUAAUUGUCUUAAAUGCAUUGUAUUCAUAUUUUUUUAAGUAUGUAUUUAUUUUUCAACUCAUAACAUACGUAUUUUGUAAAUACUGUAUUAUAAUAGGAAGUUAUUUUGCACAUUGCCUUUUAAGCACAGACAGUGAUAAUACAAAUGUCCGUAAACAUGCCUUAAUAAUGUUGAAUGAAUAAUACAUACAUAUUUUAUUAUAUUCAAAUAUGUGUGUACUUCUUUCACAACAGAUGACAGAUUAUAAUUACAUCAAACUGACCUAAAAAGUGGGCCUAAAGACCUUUCUCUUUAGCAAGGCUUUAUGUUGAUAGCGGUGCUCCUUGGUGUCCUUGUUCCUUGUAGUGUCAGCUGUGUUCUUUGUAUCAGUUUCCCUGUCUAGUUUAUUUUUAUUUUUUAUUAUGCACUUUGAGAUUAUUCUGU